CAGGCGCUAUCGGAAAAACCCGUUUCUUCGUCAAUAUGUAGCAACUGCGCCGCUUGUUUGUCAUCGAGCCCCACAAAUCGCUACUUGGAUAUUCACCCACAGACUGACUUAUCGACCCAUCGUCUGAGGAUAUUAAGCUACGGGGUUUCUUCUAAUUAACAACGAGGCGGAUUCACACCGAGCGUCGAUGGUCAUCAAUUGUGUUGUGGAUACGUUAAAGUGAAACUGGAUUGGAGCAGAUUCACAGUAUCUGGCAACCCUGCCUUUACCCACAGUAGGAUGUUUGGCUCCUGUUGAAGGCUGUGCAUGUUUGUUCCUCAACUGUAAUUCCUUAUGCUUAAUAGGAGCUGCGCCCGUGUCUUACAGGAUGGAUGAUGUGGACUUAAAAAGACCCGUGUAUCAUCAUCAGCACUCAGUGUUCAGCUGUGGUGUUCAGUCUUUUAGCAUUUACAAGAGAACACCUCCCAUCCUACACCUCCAACUCCUGCACUCUGUAUAUAAAGAUUGUCUUUAGGACAGAAGGAACCAGAGGCUGAGAUAGAAGUUGCAAGACUUUCUAUCUUUUUUCCUUUUGAAAGCACAGACCAGUACUGCUUGCAUAAGCAUAUAUGGCAGACAUGGAACUACUUUUAUUUUAAUUUUUCAGUUAUUGUACCCCCUUUCUCCUUUUUCUGGGUGGUGGGAUGUCGGAAAAGCCAGACGACAAAAUGGUUAAGUUCCUGGCUCCCCCUCAGAAGAGUGGAAAUGGCCCCAGUUCUGGUUCAGAUUCUAUGGUGAGUGAGUGUCGGCCAGCAGAAGUGAGGCGCCGGCAUCACACCAUGGAGCGAGACCGAUGUAACCCUGAACACCGUUUCCUGCGCCGCAGUGUCAUCAGUGAUUCCAAUGCAACAGCAUUAGCCCUACCUUUACCCAGUAAGAUCCCUAUUCCUGCACCUCAAAGGGUUCAGCUACGAGAAGCAAUCCCCCAACGACAACAGGCUGCUGCCUCGUCUCAUUUACCGAGAGCUGAACCAAGCUUAGCUCAUAAUGAGGAGUCUACUGUUAGUGGAAGAGGACAAGAAGGAAAAGAUAUAAAAAUAGCCAAGGUGAAUGUAGUGCCUUCAGAACAGGAGCCUGUCACUGAUAUCUGUGAUGGAGAAGUGGUGCUAUCAGCCCACUCGGCACCAUGCUUGGGAACAGAAGUGCCAACUCAAAUAGAACCUGAAAGCACUGCUGAUGUGAAGGUACAUCAUGAAGAAGAAGGGGAGGAUGAGGAGAAGGAUUCUGCCAAGGCAAGAGCAGAGGCAGAGCAGAGAGAAGCUGAGAAAAGAGUUCAGGAAGAUAUUGAAGAGGCAGAGACCAAAGCAGUGGGAACAUCACCAGAUGGACGUUUCCUCAAGUUUGACAUAGAAAUUGGACGUGGCUCCUUCAAGACUGUCUACAAGGGCUUGGACACUGAGACCACAGUGGAGGUGGCAUGGUGUGAACUGCAGGAUCGUAAGCUAUCAAAGACAGAGAGACAGCGCUUUAAGGAGGAAGCAGGGAUGUUAAAGGGACUACAGCAUCCCAACAUUGUUCGCUUUUACGACUCCUGGGAGGGGCCGUCCAAAGGCAGGAAGUGCAUUGUACUGGUCACUGAACUCAUGACUUCUGGAACUCUAAAAACAUAUCUAAAACGGUUCAAGGUGAUGAAAAUUAAAGUGCUGCGCAGCUGGUGUCGACAAAUCCUCAAAGGGCUUCACUUCCUCCAUACUCGGGCUCCCCCUAUCAUCCACAGGGACCUUAAGUGUGACAACAUUUUCAUCACAGGCCCGACAGGAUCUGUCAAGAUUGGAGACUUGGGACUGGCCACCCUGAAGCGUGCAUCAUUUGCCAAGAGUGUUAUAGGUACCCCUGAGUUCAUGGCGCCUGAGAUGUAUGAGGAGAAGUACGACGAGUCAGUGGAUGUGUAUGCCUUUGGAAUGUGCAUGCUGGAGAUGGCCACCUCAGAGUACCCUUACUCAGAGUGCCAGAAUGCUGCACAGAUCUACCGCAGAGUUACCAGCGGUGUGAAGCCAGGCAGCUUUGACAAGGUGGCCAUUCCUGAAGUGAAGGAGAUCAUCGAGGGAUGCAUUCGCCAGAACAAGGACGAAAGGUACUCAAUUAAGGACCUUUUGAACCAUGCCUUCUUCCAGGAGGACACAGGGGUGCGUGUAGAGUUGGCAGAAGAAGAUGAUGGCGAGAUGGAAAACAUCAAGCUGUGGCUGAGAAUUGAGGAUGGAAAGAAACUUAAGGGGAAAUACAAAGACAACGAAGCUAUUGAGUUUUCUUUUGACCUCAACAAAGAUGUUCCUGAAGAUGUGGCUCAGGAGAUGGUUGAGUCUGGGUAUGUGUGCGAAGGUGACCACAAGACCAUUGCAAAGGCCAUUAAGGACAGGGUGUCUCUCAUCAGUCGCAAGAGAGCACAGCGACAGCAGGUGAGAGAAGACCAGGAGAAGAGAAGGCUGGAGGAAGAACAGAGUCAGUCAACACCUUCACAGCUACCAAGCCAGCUGCCAAACACAGAGGUGCCCCAGCCCCAGUCCAUGUCGCAGGCUGCUUCCUAUGUCCCCCCACAGCCAACCCAACACAGCACACAGAUCUCUGCUCAGCUGGCUUCUCAGCAGAGCCUUCAGACCUCCAACUACAACACUCCUCAAUCAACCCAACAAGCUGGUGUUCCACAGGGGGGCCCUUAUGUCCCCCAGUCAGUUGGGCAAGUCCCAGCUCCAGUCCACAGUCAGAAUGUGGCCCCUAUCCAGCCAGAGCCAGAGGAGCCAGAGACUGACCAACAUCAACAAUUACAGCUCACUGGAGGAGCCGGUCACAUAGGAGACAGACCACCUGCUUCCUCUGUCCUCCAUGAAGCCCUGCCUCCUAAAGCUGGAAUGCCAUUCACCCCCUCAUCCAUUCAACACCUUCAGCCCCAGGUGUCUUGCCCGCCAUCACAGAAUGACCAAAUGCAGCCGCAGCAGCAGUUGUUGGUUCAACCCCAGAUGCAAGGUGUCCCAUCUGAAGUUGGUCCAGUACCCCCAAGCAGCCAACCUGUUCCAGCAGUGCCUCCACAGUACGGAGUUUACUACCAACCAUCGCUUCCCCCUCAGGUUCCCCCUCAGCAAGUAAUGAUGCCUCCUUCCUCUCAGCCAUCUCUACCCCAACAGCAGCAACAUCCAGAGAGCAGUACGUCUGUUCAGAGCGCUGUUCUACCACAGGGACAGACUGCAGCACAGCUACAGGCCCCCGUGAGUGUUCCUCAGUCAUUACCAGCCGAGCAGCCAACUCCUGUGCCACCAUCUGUGGAAAGCUGCCUGUCGGAUGCAGCGUCAGGUCUAAGUGACGGCAAUGAAGGAAGCUCUACUUCUGGAGGGCGCCAUGAGGGCCGCUCUCUGAAGCGUCAUCAGCGGCGAUCCGUACGAAGCCGCUCCCGCCAUGAGAAGACUUCAAGGGCCAAGUUGAACGUUCUUAGCAUCUCUAAUGUGGGAGACAGAGUAGCUGAGUGCCAGCUAGAAACUCAUAACAGGAAGAUGGUGACCUUCAAAUUCGACCUUGAUGGUGAUAAUCCAGAGGAGAUUGCACAGAUCAUGGUUGAGAGUGAAUUCAUCUUGGAGAGUGAGCGUGAGUCUUUUAUCGAGCAGGUUCGUGAAGUCAUAGAAAUGGCUGAUGAGAAAGGAGAGGGCAUGAAGGAAGUCUUUCCACAGAUGAGUAAUCAACAACAGCCUGAGCUUAAUGUCCCCAUGCUAUCAGGCAUUUCCCCCAACACCUCAGCCCAGGUGGUGCAUUCGGCUGGUCGAAGAUUCAUAGUCAGCCCAGUGCCAGAGUCUCGUCUCAAAGAACAGUUCUUUGGCGCUCCUUCUGCUAAUACCUCCUUUGGAGAUGAACCUGCCCCAGCGGCUCCUGUGACAUUGGGCCUUUCCCUGUCUGCUCCCUCAGGGAUUCUGCAGCAGGCGUUCAAUAAAAUGAAGCAGGAACAUCCAGAGAGAGGCAGCACUCUUGACCCUCCUGCUCCUGAGCAACAAUCAGAAAAUAAACCGUCCAAUGAGUCUGCUCUUGGUCCAAGCUCUAAUAAUGUCCUGCCUCCUCCAGAAGCUGCAGCCUCUACAACUAGCUCUGUAUUUCCUGCCACAUCCUCUCCACCUUCCUCAACUGGGAGGAUUUCCCCUCCAGCUGUCUCUACUCACCCCCAAACUCCAGCUCCUGUCAUCACUGAUACGAGCCCCCCUCCUCAGUCUCUCCAUGAAACAGUUCCCUUGCAGCUUCCUGCCAACAUCCCUUCCUCAUCCUCCACAAUUUCUCCUCCAUCCGUGCAAAUCUCCGUCCCUGCAGUACCUGGGCCUCAGUCGAGCAGCAGCUCCGUCUCUGCCUCUUCUGCAAGCAAUGCACCCAGCAGUACUGGCACUGUCCCUGCUCCAGAGCAGCAGUCUUUCAAUGGUGUUGCUGCGUCUUCUCAGCCUGUGAAUUCAUCCAUCCAUGCACCUCAGCACACCACCUCCCAGGGUCAUCCAGUCCCCAUCUCUGCCCAGCUUCCCCCUCCCAGCCAGAACCAGGUCCAGCCACAGCCAGUGGAGUCAGAGGGGGCUGAGCUCCAAACCAAGGCUGGCCGGGAUGAUAUCCAAGCUCUCGAUAAGAAGCUGCGCUCCCUUUUUAAGGACCAGAGCUCUGCCUCCAGCUCUGCAUCCAUAGACCCCAGUCAGAGCACAGGCACCUCCUCUCCACCCACUGGUACUUCCUCACCUCCCCCUGGAUCUGCCCUGAUGCCUCCAUCCAACCUUCCCCUCCCCUCAGGGGGGCAGGGUGCCCUGGGCCCCUCCACCACCCCCGGUCCAGGCAUCACCCCAGCAGGGCACACACAGACACCUCCAACUAAGCCCAGGGCACAGACUUUACCAACUGGUUUUGAUCAAGCUGCUACACCUCCCUCUGACCUUGUACCCCCAUUUCCUGGACCAAACCAGACACAGCAGCCCCUGGGUACUUUGGAUGCUGAACUGAGGAGAGCUUUGAGCCCUGAGACUGUUCAGGGAGGCAGCAAAGUCCAGGCUCCAGCUGCAGGUUUCACUCUUGGUCGUUUCCAAGUGUCUGUUGCUACAGAUGGUACAUCAAGCAGUGUAUUAGGUCCCUUAGGCGUUGUUUCCUCUUCUUCGCUGACACCGUCCUCCACCUCCACCUCCUCCUCUUCAUCAACAUCGUCCUCCUCACCCUCAAGUCCAGAAAAUACCCUCCAUCGGUCCUCCAAGCUGUCCAAAGAGGUCUGUGAGACUGACUCUGUAAAUGGAGCCCCAUCUGCCACUGCUGGUACUUCCAAUCAGUCCACAACUAUUGGACGCUUCCAAGUAUCCACAAGCUGCAACGCCACAUCUGAACCAACAGCUGGUUCUAAAGUGGGACGGUUUUCUGUCACAGUGACGCCAGCUACAGCUGCAGGCUCCAGUAUGCAGAACGGACCCUCAUCUUCAACCUCUGACGCUCAUAACACACACCUCCAUGACAGUAGUGACAAUGAUGACGAGUCUGAGAACGAAGACGAAGCUUUGCGGAAAGAAAUAAGCCGUCUCAGAGAAAAACAUAUGAUGGAGAUCCAGGCCCUGCAGACUCGUCAGAAAGAGGAGAUUGAUGCCCUGUUCACACGGAUGGGAAAACCUCCUCCACCUUCCGUGUUAUCCCCUGCUGUCGCCAUGCCUGGAGGUCGUCGUAGACGCAAAAGUCACAAGUCUGCUCGCAGCAGUGGACAGCCCAGCCCUAAUCAUUCAGGAUCCCCUGCCUCAGCUCAGAGUCUUCAAAGUUCAGAAUCCCCUCCAAAGCAGAGUUCUCCCUCAGCAUCAGAGGCCUCACAGGCUGGAAUCCAGUCAUCCAUUCAGCCACUCAGAUCUUCACCAUCCAUGCCCAGCCUCAGUAAUUGCUCUACAGGAUCAAUUGGGACCAGCUCCACAAAUGGCUCAAGUCACUACCAGAACCACUCAGUCUCCCUGACCCAGGCAGGUGGACCCACUUCCUCUGCCUCUCACACGCAGAAAGGCAAGGGCACCUUCACGGAUGACCUGCACCAACUGGUGGAUAAUUGGGCCAGGGAUGCUAAGAGCCUGUCCCAGGUCAAGAGAUGUCCUCGAACUGGAGCUCAGUCUACAAUGGGACAUGAUAUAAUCCCUCCUGCAAACAUGGGACGUAAAUUCUCAGCUCCGGGUUACCUCUGCCCAACACUUCCCACGCCUUCCAACACGACGUCCACCAACAACAACGCUCAUCUACAGAAUCCAGCCAACCCCUCUGUUGCUGUGGGGCCUCGUAAAGGCUCACUGGGUCCUGUAACCCAGGGCUUUGGAUAUGCCUCCCCCCCUUACAGUGCUCCUCAGUGGGCAGGACCCACAGGCACAUGCCAGGUCAGCAUGCUCAACCCCUCACAGCCACUUACACAGUACCAGCCGCCGACAACAGCCUCAGUGUCCAUACACCAAGGCUACCACAUUGGAACUACACCAGCCCCCCAGAAAUCAGUCACCCCUGGAGGGUCAAACCUAAGGCCCACAUAGCCCAGUCUGAGCCUUGGUCCAGGCUGAGACACAGGGCCACACAGGACAGACAGUCACCAACAAGAACCACUAGCUAUAUUGGCUGGUUAGCUGGCUGGAUAUUGUGCAUUUUAUUUUUAAUUAAACUUUUAUUCAGUGUUUUGUUUUCUGUUGAAAAGCUGACCUGUGUGGUUCAAGUCCUCUCAGACAGUAAAUUCUGUCUGACUAUUUGAGGGAGAGUGCAAUACACUUCCACAGCAUGAGUCUCACACUUAGCCUGCCAUUAACUGUGGAACGGAGCUGUGAUGAGUCGGUUGGUUAUGUCUUAUGGUAUACAACCCAGCGACAGAACCAACAGCAGCCAAAGAUGUCUUUUGAGAGCAGACGUUUGCAUGUCUGCAUUCCUUUGAAGAGGGGAAGGUAGGAAGGAUUCUGGUUCACAUCCUUCAUGGUCCAGAAGGCGGUUGAACCAAGACGCCACAAACACAAUUCAAUAUUAGACCUGGUUGUGUGACUUGGGAUGGAAGGUUACGUUGUCUCAGAGAGCGUAGAGGGGAGAGUGUAGUGGAAGAUAGGAGGGGGACAGUUUGUCUCAGAAGGAAUAAGGUGGAGUGGAGUUAGAGCGACACAGUAAGUCAGGCAGGAGUGUAACAGAAGGAGUUGCAGUAUGAAACCAUCCCAGUGGCUACCUAUGAAGUACAAUGCAAUAACGGCAAAGAGUAGUAAACUUGUCCCUUGUAACUGUGGCCUUAACCCCCAAACACAUUAAAACAUAUUGUACAUAGAUAUUUCUUCACUGGGUUAUGAUUCCAUGUUCAGCAUAUUUAUGUCCCUGUGAGAGUCUGAUGUCAUUGUAUCCAUACAGCUUUAUUAUCAUACUAAUUUUGUGCAUCAGUCACAUAAAAAAGCAUUGUCCUGGUGUUGACCACCAUCAGAGUAAGAUACUUGAGAGAUGAUGCUGCUGUAAAUCACAAUCUGGAAAGAGGUUGUUUGUUUUUCUUAUUUUAAAUGCUAGAAAUCUUAAGAAUCCCAUGUGGACACAUUUAACCCCUCACUUAGUGCAGUUAAAAACCCACCCAUCAUAUCGUACAGUAAAAUAGUUCUGGUUUAUUGCAGUCUUAGCCUCCCACUUCUCCCAGUCUUUGACACAGAUGGUACACAGUACACAGACGAACAGGUUGUUAGUGAAUUCAUGUCUCGUUAAGUCUCUCCGCUCAUGACGUCCAGUUGUCGCGUCUCAAAUCACAAGUGUCUGGGGUUCUCUCUCUCUGUGGUCUGUUUUUGUAUGCGUAUAUUUAAUAAAACAAAUGUUCUUUAUGGACCUGUAUUCAGCCAUCAGAUUUUGAUGUUGUUUCACUGUAAUUAUUAUUAAAGGUUGUUAAACAACAUGUAGUUAAAGGAAUAUAAAAAGUGCAAUUGCAGGGUUUGUUGUUAUUGGUAUCCUUGUCACCAUGCAGGAGUUAAUCCUGCCGUUUAUUAAGCUCUUCUGUCGAUGACUGCCCUGCCCCCUUUUUCUAUUUAAUUCUAUCUAUGUUAAUGUGAGUAUAUGCUUUCAUGUAAUGCUCAGUCACCAGAGUAUGCUUGUGAUGACCAACUCAAAACGCACACGCACUCGAUCCUGUAAACAUGAGGAACACUUUAGUGCCUUGCAUCCUCACUAAUGACAAGUUCCAGAUUCAUUUAGUCCUGUAGCUGUGACUGUACUGCAGAAAACCAGUUAAACAAAAUCUGUACACAACGUAAACACAACUGUCACACAGCCAACUCAGAGGAUGUAACACUCUGCACCAUCUGACACCACACACAGAACAGCAGAACAAAGAGCACACUGAGUAAUGUGGAAACAGCUUUUUUUCUCACCACAGUUAGAUUUGUGCUGCUUGUGUAUUCAUCAGCUGUGUAUUUCUAUUUGGCUCAUGUGUGAUUUGGCUGACAUUUGUUUUGUGGAUUUAUCAUUACACCGUUUAAUAGAAGCACUUGUUCAGGCAGCGAGUGGGUUGUAAAAAGGUUUAAAAUUGUCUCCCAACCUCACACGAGUGCCAUGCUGUCAUUGUGACCUUCGCCUGCUCGUAGAUCGGAUGAGUAGUUAAACUUCUCUAGAGAAAAAUAAGUUACUGCAAUGCAGAAUAUGCAAUGUUUAAAGUUUUAAAGGGACUGAGGGGGAACGGAAACAUUUGCAUGCUGAUGAGGGUUGUUACUGACUUCAAUGUUUUUGAUAUUGGAUUAUUAGAAAUCUUUUUUUUUUUUUUUUAAUAUUUGCCUUUUUUGAAUCAUCACAAAGUGUUGAUCUGUUCUGCUGCCAUUCGACAAUGUCACAGGCACAACUUUAAUAUCAAACUAUCUGCGUAUGAUUUCUGCAUGCCGGCUUCACUGAUGCUUAAUAUUGCAAAUGACAACUCACAACUGGCCACUGUACAGCACAAGCUCAACAAAGCUUCAGGUCCUUGUGUUAUUUUCAGUAAAUCUCACAGAGCUCGACACAAUACUGACACACAGUAGUAGUAUCUGAUGAACUCUUAUUUCUGAUCCUUCCUUACUGAUUUCCUGUGAUUCUGUCUGUUUUGUGUAUGUUUUUCACAUUGUACAAAAUGUAAAAACAAAUAAAAAGUAAUAUCAUU
Molecule: messenger RNA, 9118 nt
Organism: Cheilinus undulatus (humphead wrasse)
Lineage: Eukaryota; Metazoa; Chordata; Actinopteri; Labriformes; Labridae
Product: serine/threonine-protein kinase WNK1-like
Exons: 28
Coding region: 684-6521 (1945 amino acids)
Biological process (GO): positive regulation of sodium ion transmembrane transporter activity; intracellular signal transduction; monoatomic ion homeostasis
Cellular component (GO): cytosol; cytoplasm
Molecular function (GO): ATP binding; potassium channel inhibitor activity; protein serine/threonine kinase activity
Source: RefSeq, a predicted model, not a curated record